Molecule: messenger RNA, 6374 nt
Organism: Anarrhichthys ocellatus (wolf-eel)
Lineage: Eukaryota; Metazoa; Chordata; Actinopteri; Perciformes; Anarhichadidae
Gene: pola1
Product: polymerase (DNA directed), alpha 1
Exons: 36
Coding region: 135-4409 (1424 amino acids)
Biological process (GO): lagging strand elongation; DNA replication; mitotic DNA replication initiation
Cellular component (GO): alpha DNA polymerase:primase complex
Molecular function (GO): nucleotide binding; chromatin binding; DNA-directed DNA polymerase activity
Source: RefSeq, a predicted model, not a curated record
ACUUCCUACAUAUGACUUUCCCCGGGAAUCCGAUUUGGCGCGCGGACUGUCCUGUUGUUGUGUUGACCUGCCGCGCCGUCGUGUUGUGCAGCUGUCACUGAGCAAAAACGUUAAAGGCUACAAAAGUGUAAGCCAUGGCUCCAGUAUCGAAUCCAGAGAAAGACGUGGACGGCGACGAUGGGGGUGAUCCCUGCGGUCUGGCGAGGUCUCGCUCCAAACGGGAGAAGCGAGAGAAGGUGGGAAGAAAGUCUGCACUGGAGCAGCUUAAGAAAGCCAAGCUCGGGGAGAAGAUCAAAUAUGAGGUGGAAGAGUUUACAAGUGUGUAUGAGGAGGUGGACGAGCAGCAGUACUCGAAGAUGGUACGAGACAGACAAGAGGACGACUGGAUCAUUGACGAUGAUGGAACUGGAUAUGUGGAGGAUGGCAGAGAAAUCUUUGACGAUGAUCUGGAUGAUGAUGUAGUUGAAAGCAAAAAAGGAAAAGGUGCUAAAAGAGCAGACUCGAAGAAAAAUGUGAAGAAGUCUGCCGUAGCGAAGCCCAACACCAUCAAAAGCCUCUUCAUGAACAGUAAUGUCAAGAGGCCUGCCGAGAAAGACGUGGAUCUGUCCAAAGAUGACCUGUUAGGAGACAUCUUGCAGGACCUGCACUCUGAGAAACCGACUCUUCUGACUCUUCCGCCGGUGGUCACGCUGAAGAAAAAGAAGUCUCUGAGAUCACCCAUGAAUCCCUUUUCGAUCAAACCUCAGAUGCCAAAGGAGUCACCUUCUGCUACGGGGUUUAAGGCCAAAGUUAUCAGGCCACCACCUUCUGACCCGACCCCCGGGUCAUCAGCCUCCGCACCCGCUCCUCCUGUAGAGAAGCAGAAGGCGAAGGUGGAGGCGCUGGAGGAAGAGGAAGUGGCGUUUGAUGGGGUGGACUUCGAUGAGCCGAUGGAGGUCGGGCUCGUGGAGGAGACGCCUGCACUUAAAGAUAAUGCAGAGCCUUCACCUAAAGCGGCAGCGGCGGCAGUUAGAGUGGAGCCCAAAGCAGAGCCUCAGGACCCGGUCUUAUUGUCCGGCAGGAUCGGAAGCUCGUGGGGACAAGAGGAGGACGGAGGAGUCGGCGAGGCUCCAGCGGAGAUCCAGGUGGACUCCAGCCAACUCCCGCUGGUGGAGGGAGCAGACGGGGAGCAAGUGUUCCGCUUCUAUUGGUUGGACGCCUUUGAAGACCCCUACAGCCAACCAGGUGUGGUGUACCUGUUUGGGAAAGUGUGGAUUGAGUCUGCGGAGUCUCAUGUGAGCUGCUGCGUCACUGUCAGGAACAUCGAGCGGACCAUGUACUUCCUGCCUCGCGAAUAUAAAGUGAACACCAAGACGGGGGAGGUGACGGACACUCCCGUAGGACUGAUGGACGUCUACCAGGAGUUCAACGAACUCUCCGAGAAGUUCAGGAUCAUGAAGUUCAAGUCCAAGAAAGUGGAGAAGAGCUACGCUUUUGAAAUUCCUGAUGUGUCCACUCAGAGCGAGUACCUGGAAGUCCGAUAUUCUGCUGAGUUCCCUGCACUGCCUUCAGGCCUUAAGGGGGCGACCUUUUCCCACGUUUUUGGAACCAACACUUCCAGCCUGGAGCACUUCCUCCUCAGCAGGAAGAUUAAAGGGCCUUGCUGGCUGGACAUCAAGACACCACAGCUGAUCGGCCAGCCGGUCAGCUGGAGUAAGGUGGAGGCUCUGGCCCUGAGGAGUGACCUGGUCACUGUGGUCAGAGACCUGUCCCCUCCGCCCAUCACCGUCAUGUCCAUCAGCCUCAAGACCAUCCAGAACCCCAAGACGCACCACAACGAGAUCGUGUCCCUGGCUGCACUAGUCCACUAUCAGUUCCACAUGGAUAAAGCUCCACCUCAACCUCCGUACCAGAACCAUUUUUGUGUAAUCAGUAAACCGGCUGACUGCAUCUUCCCCUACGACUUCCAAGACGCUGUGAGGAAGAAGAACGGUAAAGUGGAGAUCGCCGCUACGGAGCGGACUCUGCUGGGCUUCUUCCUGGCCAAGAUGCACAAAAUCGACCCUGAUGUGCUGGUGGGUCACGACAUCUUUGGUUUUGACCUGGAGGUGAUUCUGCAGAGGAUCAGCGUGUGCAAGGUUCCCCACUGGUCUAAGAUCGGACGCCUCAGGAGGUCUAAUAUGCCCAAACUAGGGGGUCGCGGUGCCUUUGCAGAGAAGAGCGCAACCUGCGGCCGUCUGGUGUGCGACGUAGAGAUCUCGGCCAAGGAGCUGAUUCGCUGUAAAAGUUAUCAUCUGACUGAACUGGCUACACAGGUGUUGAAUAUGGAGAGAGUCACGGUCCCUCAGGAGAACAUCAAGGACCUCUACAGUGACUCUCCUCACCUGCUCUACCUGUUGGAGUUGACCUGGACAGACGCUAAGCUGAUCCUCCAGCUCAUGUGUGAGCUCAACGUGCUGCCGCUGGCCCUGCAGAUCACCAACAUCGCUGGCAACGUCAUGUCUCGUACUCUGAUGGGCGGUCGCUCUGAGAGGAACGAGUUCCUGUUGCUUCACGCCUUCCACGACAAAAACUACAUCGUCCCCGACAAACCCUCCUUCAAAAAGACCCAGCUGGAAACGGUCGAGGGAGAAGACGAUGUGGAUGCGGGGAAAGGCAAGCGGAAGAAGAAGGCCGCCUACGCUGGAGGUCUGGUGCUGGAUCCUAAAGUUGGCUUCUACGACAAGUUUGUGCUGCUGCUUGACUUCAACAGCCUGUAUCCCUCCAUCAUCCAGGAGUUCAACAUCUGUUUCACCACCGUACAGAGGGAGGCUCUCAACACGCAGAAGAAGAAGAAUGAGGAGGAUUGGUCGGAGGAGAUUCCCGAAAUUCCAGACACGAACCUGGAGAUGGGAAUCUUGCCCAAAGAAAUCAGGAAGCUGGUCGAGCGGCGUAAACAGGUCAAACAGCUGAUGAAACAGCAGGACAUCAGCCCAGACCUCUACCUGCAGUAUGACAUUCGUCAGAAGGCCCUGAAGCUGACCGCCAACAGCAUGUACGGCUGCCUGGGAUUCAGCUACAGUCGCUUCUACGCCAAGCCACUCGCUGCGCUGGUCACAUACAAGGGCAGAGAGAUUCUGAUGCACACCAAAGAACUGGUUCAGAAGAUGAAUCUGGAAGUCAUCUACGGAGAUACUGACUCCAUUAUGAUCAACACCAACAGCAGGGCUCUGGAGGAAGUCUACAAACUUGGCAAUAAGGUGAAGGCCGAAGUAAACAAGCUCUACAAACUGCUGGAGAUCGACAUCGACGGUGUGUUUAAGUCCCUUUUGCUGCUGAAGAAGAAGAAAUACGCCGCCUUGGUGGUGGAGAACCACGGCGAAGGACGAUACAGCGUCAAGCAGGAGCUCAAAGGCUUGGACAUCGUCCGCAGAGAUUGGUGCGACCUGGCCAAGGAGUGUGGCAACUAUGUGAUCGGUCAAAUCUUGUCGGACCAGAGCCGUGAUGUCAUUGUGGAGAACAUCCAGAAACACCUGGUGGAGGUGGGAGAAAAAGUAGCGGCCGAAACGAUUCCACUCAACCAGUUUGAGAUAAACAAGGCUCUGACUAAAGAUCCUCAGGACUAUCCAGACAAGAAGAGCCUCCCUCACGUCCACGUGGCUCUAUGGAUCAACUCCCAGGGCGGUCGCCGGGUCAAAUCUGGAGACACGGUGUCGUACAUCAUCUGCAAGGACGGCUCCACGCUGGCGGCCAAUCAGAGGGCCUAUGCUCUAGAGCAGCUCCAGAAGCAGGAGGGUCUCAGUGUGGACACUCAGUACUACCUGGCCCAGCAGGUCCACCCUGUGGUGUCCCGCAUCUGUGACCCCAUCGAGGGCAUCGACAGCGUGCUCAUCGCCACGUGGCUGGGUCUGGACCCGAGUCAGUUCCGAGCUCACCAGCAGUACCAGAGGGAGGAAGAGGCCGAUGGCACGCUGGGAGCUCCGGUCCAGCUGACCGACGAAGAGCGCUACAAAGACUGUGAGAGGUUCACCUUCACCUGCCCUCAAUGCGACACCGACAACAUAUACGACGGCGUCUUUGAAGGAGCUGGACUGACGUUGGAGCCCGGCUUGUUGCGAUGCUGUCACGUCCCCUGCGGGAGCCGACCCAUCGACUACGCCAUCAACAUCGGCAACAAACUGCUACAUGAUAUCCGUCGUCACAUCAAAAAAUACUACUCUGGCUGGCUGGUGUGUGAAGACCAGGCCUGCCAGAACAGGACCAGACGUUUGCCCAUCGCCUUCUCCCGCUACGGACCCAUCUGCCCCGCCUGCACCAGGGCGACCCUCAGACCCGAGUACUCCGAGAAGGCCCUGUACAACCAGCUCUGCUUCUACCGGUUCAUCUUUGACUGGGACCAUUCAGCAGCCAAACUGCCACAGGGGGAUGAGAGAAGUAAGACUUGUACCUAAAAGUAUUUUUCUAUUUGCUGCAUGAUUCAUUUCCAAAGUUUCUAAAACGAGUUGUGACUUUAAAAAAAAUUCUAUCAUAUUUUAUUCAUUUUGUUAUUAUCGUUCUGCAGUUCCGCCUUUCGGAGCUGAAAUCAAGUUACCAGAACGGCUAUUGAAGUUUGAAUUUUGAUGUCCUAACAAUGCUUCCUCACAAAUACACAUGCAACAUAGCAUUAGCAAUCAAUGGCUCAACGUAAACCUUUUACCCAGGCUACACUUACAGUAUUCACCAAUGAUGUGACACACACACACACACACGAGUAGCGGAGUAUGGGCAUUGGCUAUGGGGAGGGGGGGUUAAGGACAUUCAGCUCGUCGCGUCGACAGCCCUAAUUUAGGAGACGGAUUCAAUCACACACACAUACAGAAUGCAAAACGCUCCAAUCACUGGAAGAAAGAAGGAAAGAGCCCUCCAUCGCUCUGCCUCUACCCUUACCCUCACUGUCCAUCUACUGCCUACUCUCCUUUGCUCUCUCUCCCUCCCUUUCUCUCUCUCUCUCCCUCUCUUGGACAGGCACUCGUUUGGCUGUGUUGAUUGAAAACAGGUUUUAGAUUUGGGGAAAUGAUAGGGGGAGUAAUGGGCGCGCUGACGAAAGGAUAGCCCUUCUCCUAUAAUGGGACAUGGAGCGUAUAUUUCCCCCCUUGGACUCAAAUAGACGCUACUCCAGCGCUCUGGGCGCGCUCAGUAGGCGUCAGCCCCAAGGCCUCUUUACCCAUAGUUCUCCCUGAUUGAUGUCACUUGAUUAGAAAGGGCCGCUGGGCCGAGUGAUUUAUUUAUUUGAUUUAAUAUUUAUGUAUGUAUGUAUGCUUAAACUCGGCGACUGGGUGUGCCAGUCGGAAACCUGAGCGAGGCAGUGAGCCAGCAGAGGUAAAUAUAACGUGUAAUCAACAGAUGACCACUCAGAAGACGGAGGGAGCUGAAAUGUAGGGAUUGGGACGGUGUAGGGGGUACUAACAUGAUUAUAGCCUCAAUUUUUGCUUUGUUUUAUUUCUGUCUUUGCCCACAAGUAAGAAAUAAUCGCCAAUCAAUGGUUUGGCCUCCCCCGUCCUUCAUGUCCCUGUGCUUUGCAGUGUUCUUAGUUUGUGGAGCAGUUCAGCAGCUCGUCUCGUGACGGCCGCACGCAUUUUGUGUGUCCUCUGACACCAGAUCAGUGCCUUUCACCAGGAGUCAGACAUUUCCACACAUGCUGUCUGUCCACUUACUAUUUCAAGAUCAGACACACUUCCAAUGCUCGAGUGUUAACCGUGGCUGUAGACCGGUGGUUCCCCCAAAAUAAGGUAAUGUCUAUUUACGACACGCUGUUACAGGUUGCAGUGGAAACCCCCGGGCACACUGUCGCACGUAUUUCUUAUAUAUUUACAAUGUCAUCAGGCCUCAGGACUAUCUAUUAAAGAUUACUGAAGAGUCUCACCCGUUGACACAUGCUGAAACCUGUACAGUUUACCGAAGCUUACAAACAGUUUAGACGUUCUGUAAACAAUUUAUUGGGAGGAAAAGUGUCUUUAUGGACCGCAAUGGGGUCACCCAGGACUCACCUGUUCGCCCACCAGCUGUGGGUUGUUUACCCACUACACCACGUCCAGACGCCAUCGUGUUUACUUGUUUCCGACUCUGUCAGACGAGAAGCAACUGCGUUCCUCUUUUCCCACAUCGUCCCCAAAAAACAUCCGUUUGAGAGACAGAACACGCGGCUGAAACACCCAGUACCCGGCACCGCCCAGCACUCUGCAGAGUUCACAUUCACAACAGAUUUCCACUGACUUGGUAUCACAGUGACGGCCACCACAAGCUCUACUUGUAGUACCCAGAAUACCCGGCAUGGACGUCUGUUAUCCAGCCAGGAGGUUGUAUUCAUGGCAAAUCUGUGGGUCACUGGGUUGUCGAUAAAGUUUUGCAACGUGUGUGUGUGUGACAAUAUCGGUUAA